AUGCCCACUGGCACCAAGCCGCCCGCCCUGCAGGGUUCCCGGGGGCAGCCCCCCAGGAGAGGGCUCGGUGCCUACAGGGGCCGGGAGAGCCAAGGGCAGGUGCCCCUGCCUGUGCCCAGGGGGCUGCCCCAUGGCCGCAGCUCCAGCCCCGCGGAGCCGGGCCCUCCUCCCCUCGGAGCGGUGCGGCUCGGCUCGGCUCGCUGCUUCGCCCGCCUCCUCUCCCCGAAACCCGCCGCCUCCCCCACGCAUGCUCCCAGCUGCACUAGCCGGCAGCGCCUGGAACAGCGGUGCGGGGCGGCGCGUCUCCCCGAGCCGGACGCGGGGCCGGGGCUCCCCGGGGUCCCGCAGGGCCGCACGCCAGGCGGUGGAGUAGCAUGGGAGAGCCCCGGCCGAGGCAUGGGCAGCACUGAGGAGCCAGAGACCCUGCAGCUGCUCGCACAGGAGGGGGCGGCUGAGGACGCGACGAGCGGCUACCUCCACCACUCCCGCUGUGGGGCCGGCGCGCUGGCCAUGAGGAACUGCUGCGGCACCGAGCCCGGCGGCACCGAGCCCGGCGGCCAAGGCAGCACAGAGAGCCGAGCCGAGGCCCCCGCCAUGGCCCAGCAGUCCUCGCCGGAGCCCGCGGCUGGCGGCCGGGCCUUGGCUCUCAAGGGCCCCGGAGCAGGAGCGGGGCCGUUGGAAAAGGGGGCCGAGCGAACGCCUGUUGCCAGCUUGGGACAGAACGGCGAGCGGAGCUCGGGCCCCUUGACGCGGCCCGAUGGCUCCGUCGUCCCUCAGGGCCCUCCAACGGGAGUGGGCACUGCCGUGGCCAGCCCGGGGCCAUGCCUCAAGGGGCACAGCAAGGACCCACCUUGCGCCCCGGCCGCUCUGAAACACGUUGCAUUUCUUGAACCAGCCAACACAGACCCUGAGCCAGAUGGUGCCGGAGUCGCAGCGGUCAGUCCGGAGCUGGGUCCGGUGCCUCGCAUGUGCCCGCAGGACCGAAGCCAAGAGCAGUCUGGGGCCUCCAAGGGAGCCGUGUCCCGCUGGAGCGUGGGAGCCCCCGGCGCAGCGCCAUUGUCCGAAGACGGCGUGGCCACGCCCUGUGGACAUGCUGGUGGGAAAGCACCUGCGUCUCUGGCAGAGCCCAAGGCCCAGCUGGGACCCCCAGCUGCCCCAGGGGUAGGGGGCAACAGGGACAUGGCGCUUCCUUCUCCAGAAGGGACCAAGGAAUCCACCCCGGGAACAGAAGCAGCGUCAGCCCGAGCCAAGGAGACCAGUCCCCCUGCCCCUCUCUCCAUCCAGAAAGCCGCGCCAGAGGCCCCCUCUGCUGCUGCUCCCAGCAAGUCCGGGGAGAGCCGGGCGGCUCCAGCUGAGGCCAGAGGGGGACGCGUCCUGCCCCAGAGCACUGCGGAGGGAAGCCCAGUUCAGGAGCCGCGACGAGCAAUGGGGACGGAAGUGGGGCCUGGGGAGGAGGCUGCCCGGGAGCCCCGGACUGUGGAGCUGCUCUCCAAGACCUACUCGUUUGAGGUCACUCCUCCCCCGCAGGACGCUGGGACUCAGGACACCGGGACGCAGGUCGGCAGCCGAGUGUCGCUGGUGUCCGUGGCCAUCAGCCCCAUAAACCCCCCGGACGGGUCCUCGGCCUUCACUUUCCACAGCCGGGGCCAAGGCCCCUCGGGCCUGAAGAGCCCGGGCCCGGAGCUGAAGCCCUCCAAGAAGGACGCGGAGAUGCAGGUCUCCAUCCCAGUGGAGACCAGGUCUGUGGCCACGGGGCCCAUGACGCCGGUGGCCAAGUCUCCCCAGGCGUCCUACCCCGAGGUGCGCGUGAAGGGGGCGCAGGAAGAGCCGCCCGAGCCCAUCCGGGAAGUCAGCUGGGACGAGAAGGGGAUGACGUGGGAGGUGUAUGGCGCCUCCAUGGAGGUGGAGGUGCUGGGCAUGGCCAUCCAGAAGCACCUGGAGAAGCAGAUCGAGGAGCACGGCCGGCAGGUGGUGCUGACGCCACAGAGCACCCGGGCCAGCUCCAUCAAGGGGGCGCCGCAGAAGGGGGAAGUCAAGCGGCCGCCCAGCAUGUUCCGGGCGCUUCUGCAGAGUGUGCGCCAGCCCCGCUGCUGCUCCCGGGCCGGCCCCGCCGCGGAGUGAGGCAGCCGCUCGCGCCCUGGCGGGCUGGGAACGGCAGCCCAGCCCAGGUCGUGGGGUUUCUCAGGCAAUCCCGGGGGCUGGGGUCUCACCCCUCUGGCCCCAGGCUCAGCAGCUCCAAGCACUUGGACCCCACGGUCCCCUGCUCACCCAGCCCAGACACUGGCCACACUGCCCCGCCCCGAGCUGCACGCCUGGGCAGGGUGCGGCGUGCAGAGACUUCAGGCCCCAGCAUGCAAUGCUCACCCAGCGAUGUCUGGUUCCAUUGAGAUGGAGCACUGCAUGCUGGGACACGUAAUCCCCACAUGCUGCACCGUGGUCUGCAGGAGGGGUUGCUGAGAUCUGGGGUCAGGGUGCAGCUGACACAGCCGUCCCUCUGCUGGACAACAUCUGGGCACCCCUGGGUGGGGACUGGGGUUUGUGCAGUGAAGCCCGUGAUGGGAAGACCAGAAGAAAAGCGGAAGGGGUGGAGGUGGUUGCGGACCAGCCCUUGGGAGCGUGUCUGGCAGGGGGCCGGCUCCUUGCCUUUCUCCCGGUCACAAGCUGAGUUUCCCAAAGCACAAAACAGCACUGGCUACCUUAAAGUCCCACAACCCAGGUCCUAAGGUCUGGCUCCCUGGACAGCGCCCGGUGCCUGGAGCUGAGCCCUGGCCGAGCCAGAGAGUCCCGCUGCCCCUUGUGCGUUCUGGGGAAACUCCAGCUUCCCGUCAGCCUGGGCGGCUGGAACCAGCCGCGCUCUGCCGCCCUGCAAAGCUGCAGUCCUGCUCCGAGCCAGGCGCCCGCUGUGCCAGGCUCCCCGGGGAGGUGGUGGAAGCUUUGCAGUCAGGCUGGCCUGGGCUGGCUUUGCCGGCGCUCAUGUAUCGGACUGUGGUUUGGAGAGACAAACUCCGGCCUCGCUCCGGGUCCCAAGAGGCUCCUGGCUCUGCAGCUGCUGUCACCGACUCCCACCCUCGACUGAGCUCAAAGCUUUGCAGACGGGUGUCCUCCCCACGCUGGCACGGGGAGGCAGCCUGUAGCCCUCUGCCCCAGCUCAGCCCCACCCUCCCCACACAGGCCACGGUGCCAAGGCCACAAACCAAGCCAAUUGCCUGAGAAACCCAGACCGCUGGGCAACGUUCAUGUCCUGUCUGGGCAUCCUGCGUGUGUGUCUGUGGGGCCUUGCGUCUCAGUGUGUGCAUGUGUCUGUGUGUGUGUCUCAGCGUGUGCGUGUGUCUGGGUGUCCCUGCGGGUCCCUGAGUGUGCAUGUCACUGCGUGGGCAUAUGUGGGUCCCUGCGUGUGCGUGUGUCUGUGUCCCCCUGCAUGGGGGCGCAACCGUGCAUCUCCCUGUGGGUCUGCGUGUCUCUGCGUUGGGGUGUGGCCGUGCGCCCCUGAAGUCCACGUGGUUUUCAGAUCACAAAGGGGUUUGUUGGCACUUUUCACGUUCGGGGUUUUUCAGGGGAGAUUUUAUUGAACUGUGUUUGAAUUUUCUGGCUUUUUCAAGGACUCGCGCGGCGGCGUUUCCCCCCAGAACCGCUUGCUCCGGUGGCGUGAGGAGCCGUUUCCUUUUCUUUCCUCUUCUACAAACUUCCUUCAUGGUGGGAUUUCGUGGUUUGUCUCUGGAAACAAACCGGGCAGGCUGAGCUCAGCCGAGCGCCAGGGUAUGUGAGGGGGGGAGUCACAGCUUCCAGGACACACCCCGGCCAGAGCUGGGGGCAGCACCAGCCCCUGCUGCUCCGACAUUCACCCUGGCGAAGCCCACGCCGCAGUGGGGCUGGGGACAGAGCCUGCUGGUGGUUCCUGUGUAAAGACCUCAAACCCCUGUCCCCCCGGCUGCUUGGGCCUCUGCCCUGGUGCAGCUCGUGAAAGCGACCUGACCCCGAGCUGCAGAGUGGGAGCACGGGCGGACGCGGGGGCAGAGGCUGCGCCCGGGGAGCUGAUGCUGGUGAUGGUGGUUAUCAGUGCCCCUAGCUUGCUGCACGAGGAUCAGUGCCCCUAGCCUGCUGCACGAGGAUCAGUGCCCCUAGCCUGCUGCACGAGGAUCAGUGCCCCUAGCCUGCUGCACGAGGCAGCUCCUGCUCCACACACGGACCCUCAACACCAGCUCCUCGGCGCCUGCCCAGGUCCAUAGAGCUGGGGGCCGCUGACUGCCUGCGGGAAAGGAGCAGAGAGGUGCCCGGCUCCAUGGCAUGACUGGGGACUGGCCCAGGCAGGAGGGGGCCAGAGAGAGAUGCAGAGCCAGCGUGUGGUGAGAAGGCCCCAGCUGCUUCUCUCUCUGGGCUGGGUGCCUCUCAGGAUGCACCCUGCUGAGCCGGGGGGAGUGAGCGGGGCGCAGGCCCAGCGUGGGGCGUGUGCUUUUGCAGGCAGCUGGCCUGGUGCAGGUGGGCAUGGCAGGAGUGUCUGCCCCCCUGGGCUGCCCAGCCCUGGAGCAGGCGUCCCCAUUUGUUCCGAGAGUCACGUACCUGCAGUCCUGCCGCUGGGGGGAACCUGGCCCUAUGAACCCUGAGGCCCAAAGGGCAGUGGGUGCUAGGUGCCCAGUUUCAAUGCCACACGCCUUGGAGCCUACCCCUCCGGGGUGUCCCAACAGAGGCCCUGCCUGGGCAGCGGGGAGAGGGCACUGGGGUGCAGCUGCAGGGGUGCUUGGAGGCGGGUGCCUGCGGGCUCUACCCACAUCCCUCCCUUACCCUGCUGUCUCUCUCACCCAGGGGCACUUGCCAGGCCAUAGCCCAGUGCGGAGGCCCCGGUGCCCCACCUGCUCUGCCAGGCCAUGCUGCAAAGCCAGAUGGUAGCAACUGAAGUAGGUGUCAAAUCAUGUGACUUUCCCGGCCAAUCAGCCUGCAGGAUACCCUGGCCUGCCCCUACCCAGGUAAUGGGUGUGUCCCAUGUACACGAGGACCCACCCUGGCCCUUGGGCACCAGCUCUGCCCCCGGAGGGGGGGGGAGCCAUGCGCUCCCAGGGGGAGCAGGGCAGCCCAGGGAGAGCCCAUCACAUUCCUGCCUCUCCAGCCAAUCAGCACACAGGGCUCACUCACUGGCUGAAGUACACCUUUUCAGACAAUCAGUGUACAGGAUUCCCGGGCAGCUGAUUGGCCAAUGAGGAAGCACUUGAUCCCCACAGAAUAGUCCCGAUUGGC
This is a messenger RNA of Malaclemys terrapin pileata, 5229 nucleotides long. RefSeq names its product G protein regulated inducer of neurite outgrowth 1 (gene GPRIN1). The transcript has 2 exons. NCBI's taxonomy places the organism in Eukaryota, Metazoa, Chordata, Testudines, Emydidae. Gene Ontology annotation, biological process: neuron projection development. Bases 1 to 2121 code for a protein of 706 amino acids. The record is from RefSeq and is a predicted model, not a curated record. Gene Ontology annotation, cellular component: plasma membrane.